UCUAGGAUGUUUACUUACAUUAUUUAAACAAUGAUUCCAUCGAAAUAAGAUUAUUUCAUAAAAGGUAUCCACAUUACAUACCACUGAUGUUAUUACUGAAAGCACUUAUUGAUAAAAGUGAUUACUUCAUUCUUCAAGAAAUAAUAAAAUUCAGACCAGAUGAUAUCCGAAUGAGAAGGAAUUUGAUAGAUAUGCUAAGACUUGUUAAUUCUAGUGAUGCACCUGUUGUUAGAUUGCAUCAACAGGCUAAGAAUUUCAUAGGAGCAAUGUUUUGUCCUGUCCUUGGUUUACCUCCUGAUACUACAAAUUGUGAAGCAGCAGAUUUUCUCUUUAGAAAAUGCCUUUUGAUACAUCUAGAAACUAAUGAAGAAAAGUUUAACUUUCUGUGUUUUGCAGUAUCAAAACUAUUUCAUAUAGUGCACACUAAAUGUGAAGGAGAAGAUAUCGAUAAUCCAGUGUUUCAAGAAAUGUUAUCUCCUUGUCAGAUAUACAUGAUACCUAUCAAAGAAGGUAUCACAAUGUUCUUGCAUUCUGUAAAAAAUAAUCUUACUCGUCGUAUCCAGAAGUAUAGUUUUGGAAGAGAUCUUUUAAACACAUGUACAUCUUUGGCCUCAUCUUUAACUCCAAUGGUUUCUUCAAUGAUUGCUACAGGCAAUUUCCCAGGACGAAAUUGGGGUCUUAUGAGUGAUACAGGUUAUACUGUGCAAGUGAAACGGAGGAAUAUAUUUGACACCAUUGCUCAGUUUACAGGACUCUAUAAAUUUUCGAUGGAGCAUUAUUCUGCAGAAAUGCGAAAAUUUUAUCCUGAGUCUUGGGGUUUUAUUUGCCCUGUUCAAACUCCUGAAGGAGAAAAUACUGGUCUAUAUAAUCAAUUGACAACAGGAACUGAGGUUGUCAGUUUCUCCUCAGAAAAACUUGAUGUUAUUAGCCUGUUUAAAAUGGGCAUCAUCCCAUUUUGUGAUCCAAUUUUAGAAACAAAAUUGCCUAGAUAUGUUGUUUAUAUUGAUGGAAUUAUUUUUGGUUUUGUAGAUGCUACAUAUGCUCAAAAGUUUGUUGCACAUCUCCACCAUAAAAGGAGCAAUAGAAAUAAUAUGUUUCCUUUACGAACAGAAAUUGUGUUCAUUGACAAAAAGGAACCGCAGUUUCUAUAUCCGGGUAUAUAUAUUUUUUCAUCACCAUGUAGAAUGGUAAGAAAAAUAAGAAACAAGCUGUCUGGGAGAAAGGCAUUUAUAGGAACUUUUGAACAAAUGUGUGUGAAUAUUGCUGUACAAGAGAAAGAGAACUCAGUUUAUAUAGAGAGAAAAUUCACUGAUAUACUUAGUAUUGCUGCUGGCCUGAUACCCUUUAGUGAAUACAACCCAGGCACAAGAAAUAUAUUUUCAAGUGUGAAAUGUAGACAAGGUAUAAGUAUUGCAUGCCAUAAUUCAAGUGUUAGAGGUGAUAAAAGAUACAAUCAAAUGAUGUACCCACAAAGUCCUAUCAUUUCGACUGUCAUGUAUAGUCAUUACAACUUUGAGGAUUAUCCAGUUGGCAGUAAUGUCAUCAUUGCAGUUCUAGCGUAUUCUGGAUUUGAUAUGGAAGAUGCUAUUGUACUGAAUAAAGCUUCUCUUGAGAGAGGUCUUUUUACGGACAUUGACUGGAAAACAGUAUAUUAUGAUUUUAAUGAGUUGGAAAGAGAAUGUGAAGUAACAAAAGUAGAAAAUGCAUGUCAUUCUAAAGCCAAAACUCAAAUUGAAUUUAAGCGUAAUCCAGCAGAUCCUCAUAUUGAACACCUUUUGGAUAAUGAUGGGCUUCCAUAUAUUGGCCGGAUAGUCAGAAAUGGUGAUGUUAUAUUAAGUGUGCAUUCAACAAAAACAGAUAUUUGGAUUUAUAAAAAAUAUGAGGGUAAAAAAGCUGCCCGUGUUGAAUCAGUAAAAUUUCUGGGUGUCUCUCCUGCCUCUCUAGUAGAUGGAAGAAAACUGCCAACUGAAAGUAAAAAAGUAGCCAUAACAUAUUGUAUGAAACGGGUACCUGAGGUUGGAGAUAAAUUCAGCAAUUGGCAUGGACAAAAGGGUAUAUGUGGUACAUUGCUUCCUAGUGCUGAUCUUCCAUUUAGUGCUAGUGGAAUUGUACCAGAUAUUAUCUUUAAUCCUCAUGGCAUAUCUUAUAGAAUGACUAUAGGUAUGCUGCUUGAGAUUAUGGCUGCAAAAGCUGCUCUGUUAAAAGGAGAAAAAUAUGAUGUUGAGCCAUUCAAAUAUUCAAAUGAGGCUAUGUCAGCUGCUGAUAUUUGCGGGAAAAAAUUAAGAGAAGUUGCCCCUCAAAGGAAAGUUUUUUGACAUUGAAAGGACAAAAGGAGUAUGACAUCUACUU
Stegodyphus dumicola is the source of this 2349-nucleotide messenger RNA. Its product is annotated as DNA-directed RNA polymerase I subunit RPA2-like. Gene Ontology annotation, cellular component: nucleus. NCBI's taxonomy places the organism in Eukaryota, Metazoa, Arthropoda, Arachnida, Araneae, Eresidae. Gene Ontology annotation, molecular function: ribonucleoside binding; DNA-directed RNA polymerase activity; DNA binding. The record is from RefSeq and is a predicted model, not a curated record. Gene Ontology annotation, biological process: DNA-templated transcription.